AUGCCACCCAGCAUGCAAGGUCCCGACCACGGAAGAAAUCACGAAAAACUCAAGAACCGGCGGGCAGACAACGAAGGCGAAACUNUCGUGGAACAAAUAGAAGUAACUGCUGAAAAUGCGGAUCCUAAGCAUAAUGAAACCGAAUGUGGUCCAGCCAAUGUGGAUGUGACUGAACCACAAAUGUCUUGGCGAGUUCCACCGACCGGAAAGAAAUUUACUAGUGGGACAGAAUGUGCAUUCACAUUUACUGUCAAACCGGAAUUCAUUAUAGAUUUUGAAGUAACAGGAAUGAGCUUCGGAGGGGGCGGUAACUGCGACAACGACUAUGUCAUUUUCGGCUCCACUAUGGAAGAGGCACAGAAUAUGACGAAUAAGGUUUGCGGCGCUCGGAUAGACAACAUAUUUCCGCCAAAAGGACCCAAAUUAUACGUCACAACAAAAAUCACAAACGUGCUUGACAAAUCUUUUCUAGAGGGAACCAUUCAUAAA
Messenger RNA from Echinostoma caproni, 489 nucleotides. Lineage: Eukaryota; Metazoa; Platyhelminthes; Trematoda; Plagiorchiida; Echinostomatidae. The record is from the annotation of a GenBank genome assembly.